Sinocyclocheilus grahami is the source of this 1382-nucleotide messenger RNA. RefSeq lists its product as uncharacterized. The transcript is spliced from 4 exons. The record is from RefSeq and is a predicted model, not a curated record. Gene Ontology annotation, biological process: signal transduction. Bases 228 to 1382 code for a protein of 384 amino acids. Gene Ontology annotation, molecular function: protein binding. Lineage: Eukaryota; Metazoa; Chordata; Actinopteri; Cypriniformes; Cyprinidae. Gene Ontology annotation, cellular component: cytoplasm; cell-cell junction.
AGUUUACAGACCAGCCGAGUGAACUGAAAGGCUUCUCCGUUCACACUCGUCUGGUUAAGGGGUCACGGGGGUUCGGCUUCAAUAUAGUGGGAGGCAGCAGGCGGAGGGAAUUCCUGCAGAUCUACAGCAUCACUCCCGGAGGACCUUCCACCCUUCACAUAGCGGAUAUUCUGGUGUACAUCAAUGAUACCUGUGUGCUUGGCUUUUCUCACAAAGAGGUAGUGGAAAUGUUGAAAGCCAUUCCAGUGGGUCACACUGUGGACGUUGUUGUCCGAAGAGGCUACCCCAUGCUCUAUAACUCUGACGGCUGUCCGAAGAUGCCCAAUCCUAGGCUAACAGCAUCCCUAGACCAGUCACUAUAUCUACCUCCACCAACCACCACCCAACCCCAGGCCCAGGCUCCUCUCCCAUAUGCUCAGCUACACCUCAACCACAAUGGGCCCAUGUGGUCUGAUUUUGAGAGGGGAUCCUCAAGGAAUCUCAGAGUACGGGCAUCAAGGUUCAGUUUGGAUGCUAAUGGUAAUUCAUCUCCAUUUGCUUCUCCUUCAAGACAGCCAUCAUCAUACCAGUACUCUAACGGGUAUGGGAGUGGGUUCCUGAGACCACCACGCUCUGCCCGAAGCAUCAGGAGGUUACAGAGUGCAGAACUGGCCAGCCAGAGUGACAGCGAGGUGGUGUCUGCGAUUGGAUCCCAUAGGGCCUCGUUUAUCCGUAACCACAACAACAACUCUCUGUCCACUCCACCACCUCUCCGCCUGCACUCCUUCAAAUCUUCUGAGAGUGACCUUUCCUCGAGUACUCCACCACCCAUAUCUCGAUUGCCCCUGCCCCACACUGAAGUAAGUCCAGGCCCUAUCUCUUUCUCUCCUGGAGGAGGAAGGCGCUACUCUCAUCUCCGUAAACCCCAGCAUUCACUGCUAACCCCACCUAGCAGCGCCCAUUCUGACGGGCCUUACUUCACCUUCAACGGCACAGCCAGUGCCAGCAGCGGCAGCCCGAACAGCAGCAUUCCUUCACCUGGAGCCAUGAGCGCUGUGAUCGGGAGUGGAAUUGGAAGAAUGGAGGGUAGUGGGGAAUUAGUCCCCGUUGCUUUGGCUAAAUGUGAGAGGGGCAGCAAUAUGGGGUUCAGUGUCACGGCAGGAGGUCACGGAGGAAGACAGACCCUCGUGAAGAAAGUCUGGGACCACAGACAGUGUAUCGGACUGCAGCCUGGAGAUGCCAUUGUGAAGAUCAAUGGAGCAGAUGUACAGAGUCUCAGCUUUGCACAGGUCCAAAGGAUUUUGCAAGAACACACUAAAAAGGGGGAGGUUAUUCUGCUGGUUUACAGAGGGGGUACGUUAUAUAUGUUCACCCAUUCCAUAAUACACAGUAUCCACAUUUAA